Sphaeroforma arctica JP610 is the source of this 1347-nucleotide messenger RNA. RefSeq lists its product as hypothetical. Gene Ontology annotation, biological process: protein ubiquitination. Gene Ontology annotation, molecular function: ubiquitin protein ligase activity. The record is from RefSeq and is a predicted model, not a curated record. The transcript is spliced from 6 exons. Bases 1 to 1347 code for a protein of 448 amino acids. Lineage: Eukaryota; Ichthyosporea; Ichthyophonida.
AUGGGUGGGGAAGCGUUUCCUUCUUUGAAGGCGUUCUUGUUUGGACCGAUUACUGAUCUUGCGCAUCUUGGCAACCCCACAGUGGUCAAGGAGGGCAUGCUCGAAUCGGCUGAAAAUGGUUCACGCACAGAUGCCGUACAAUGCGGUAUAAAUUUACAUCGAUCUUCGCUGAGGAUAGCACGCGUUAAAAAUCCGGAUGCACCGAGUACUUCUGCCGGAGGCGCAGAUGACAGCGGGAAUACAAACUCAACAAGUGAAGUUGGCACUGCCAGUCACGAUACUAUGUCCCCAGCGAUUUCGGCAAAAUUCAAUCCGGACGAUAAACACACUAGUGACACUGCAUUGUACGAAGAAGAUGAUGCCAAACUGUAUCAGUACUGGCUGAGGUUCCGAUUCGACAGCGUGUGCAGGGUCCGAUUUAUAAUUCACUUGGGUGCUACAGAAUACACUGAUGGCAGCAAAAAACUCGCCCUGAAGUCUCGUUUUACCUCGGAGCCUUUCUACUAUGAAGCUGGCUUCAACCAGGAAUUCGAAGAGACGGAGUUCACUGUCAAACCUUCACACUUACCACCCUCAGAACGAAAAUGGCUCAAGGAGAUGCCGGCACAAUAUCCCAUGGUAGUUAUGAUGGAAGCUCUGAACGAGAGAGAUGAAGCUGUAGAGUCAAUGACCACGACUGCAUCGUUCGAGGAGAACGCCGAGUUUAAAUUCUCAUGCUCGGUGAUGAAACAAAAGAUAUGUUCGGGUGGGGUGGUGUUUAUGCUGCAAGAAAUAUAUGGAUUAGAGGAAGACGAUCCAGAUGCGCCCACAGCGGACGAGGAUGACGCGGUAAAUUACGUUGAUGAUGAGGAUCACGAGUGCAUUGUAUGCCUCUGUGAUCCGAGAGAUACAGCUGUGCUGCCGUGUAGGCAUCUAUGUUUAUGCCAUGCUUGUGCAGAGGUGCUCCGAUAUCAGUCAAAUAAGUGUCCGAUGUGUAGGGCGCCGUUCCACUCACUCUUGUGUAUAAGUGUCGCAAAGAAACUGAAACCUGGACAGGAUCCAUUGGAAGAGGAAGAAGAGGAAGAAUUCGAAGGUGAACGGUAUCGACUAGUGCCCAUAUCGCACGCCGCGGAUAAAAUUGAACCACCUAUCAAAGAGAUCGUAGAAGUGAGCGACGGUGAUGAAUCAAAGAUCGAAAUUGCUGAUCCGAGUGAUGAUACUCACGUAGAUGUAAAGCGUAGCUCCAAGAAAAAAGCGGUGAACGAUGAUGUAGAAUCUGAGAUGGAUCAAAUUAUGGAUGCUAGUAUGGAGGUGAGCUCGGACAGCCACUCUGCGGAUGGGACAAGUCAAACAGAAUCUUUAAAAUAA